Molecule: messenger RNA, 534 nt
Organism: Salarias fasciatus (jewelled blenny)
Lineage: Eukaryota; Metazoa; Chordata; Actinopteri; Blenniiformes; Blenniidae
Gene: rps23
Product: ribosomal protein S23
Exons: 4
Coding region: 61-492 (143 amino acids)
Biological process (GO): translation
Cellular component (GO): ribosome; small ribosomal subunit
Molecular function (GO): structural constituent of ribosome
Source: RefSeq, a predicted model, not a curated record
CUAGAUUGCCGCGGUGCAUGCUGGGUCCUUCCUUUCCAUCCCGGACUCUCGUCAGUCAUCAUGGGAAAGUGUCGUGGUCUGCGUACUGCCAGGAAGCUCCGUAAUCACCGGCGUGAGCAGAAAUGGCACGAUAAGCAGUACAAGAAGGCCCAUCUGGGCACUGCGCUGAAGGCUAACCCCUUCGGAGGAGCUUCUCACGCCAAGGGCAUCGUCCUGGAGAAAGUCGGUGUGGAGGCCAAGCAGCCCAACUCCGCCAUCAGGAAGUGUGUGAGAGUUCAGCUCAUCAAGAACGGCAAGAAGAUCACCGCCUUCGUCCCCAACGACGGCUGCCUCAACUUCAUCGAGGAGAACGACGAGGUUCUGGUGGCAGGGUUCGGUCGUAAAGGCCACGCCGUCGGUGACAUUCCCGGAGUUCGUUUCAAGGUGGUCAAAGUGGCCAACGUGUCGCUGCUGGCUCUCUACAAGGGCAAGAAGGAGAGGCCCAGGUCGUAGAGCGACGAUGCUCAAGUUCAAAUAAAAUCCUUUUCAAAUACA